UCCGCGCGCGUUUCCUCCUCUCCCCGCCGCCGUCCGGCACCUGAGGGGCGGGCUGGCGGGCGGCGCUCCCCGCCCGGCCCUCGGCCUGGCCCCCGGCGCGCUGCCCAUCCGGACCGCGGUAUAUAUGCCAGCGGCGCUGACCCGGAGCAGAGCCCUGUGGACGCCGCGGCGGAGAGGUCGUACGGUGAGAGCAGCGGGGACAAGGUUCAUAGGUGCGGAAAUCACCCCUUGUCUUCACAAAGCGGGGUGCCCAGAGUAUCAUGAAUGUCAAUGAGCUCAAACUCAGGUUGUCCCGGGCUGGGCAGGAGCACCUGCUACAGUUCUGGGAUGAGCUGGAAGAGGCCCAGCAGGCGGAACUGUAUGCAGAGCUCCAGGCCAUGAACUUUGAGGAGCUGAACAUCUUUUUCCAAAAGGCCAUGGAAGGGUUCCAUCCGUCCUCUCAGCUAGAGAAGGUGGACAUGCGGAUGGAGCCUGUGCCACGGGAGGUGCUCGGCAGCGCCACUCGGGAUCGAGACCAGCUCCAGGCCUGGGAAAGCGAAGGGCUUUUCCAGAUCUCCCAGAGCAAAGUGGCUGUCCUUCUCCUGGCUGGGGGGCAGGGGACCCGGCUCGGAGUGGCCUACCCCAAGGGGAUGUACGACGUGGGCUUGCCGUCCCACAAGACCCUGUUCCAGAUUCAGGCAGAGCGCAUCCUGAAGCUUCAGCAGCUGGCGGAGAAGCGCUGUGGCCACCCGUGCACCAUCCCUUGGUACAUAAUGACCAGCGGCAGAACAAUGGAGUCCACCAGGGAGUUCUUCGCCAGGCACAAGUACUUCGGCCUGAAGAAGGAGGACGUCAUCUUUUUCCAGCAGGGCAUGCUGCCGGCCAUGAGUUUUGACGGGAAAAUCAUUCUGGAAGAGAAGUACAAGGUCUCUAUGGCUCCAGAUGGGAACGGUGGCCUGUACCGGGCGCUGGCGGCGCAGCGCGUGGUGGAGGACAUGGAGCGGAGGGGCGUGGUGGCUGUGCACGUCUACUGUGUGGACAACAUCCUGGUGCGGGUGGCGGACCCGCGGUUCAUCGGCUUCUGCCUCCAGAAGGGGGCGGACUGUGGGGCAAAGGUGGUGGAGAAGACGAACCCGACGGAGCCGGUGGGCGUGGUGUGCCGUGUGGAUGGCGUGUACCAGGUGGUGGAGUACAGCGAGAUCUCGCUGGCCACGGCGCAGCAGCGGGGCCCGGACGGGCGGCUGCUGUUCAGUGCGGGGAACAUCGCCAACCACUUCUUCACCGUGCCGUUCCUGAGGGAUGUCGUCAGUGUGCACGAGCCUCGGCUGCAGCACCACGUGGCUCAGAAGAAGGUCCCCUGUGUGGACCCCCAGGGCCGGCCCGUCAGGCCCGACAAACCCAACGGGAUCAAGAUGGAAAAGUUCGUCUUCGACAUCUUCCAGUUUGCCAAGCGGUUCGUGGUGUACGAGGUUCUUCGGGAGGACGAGUUCUCUCCGCUGAAGAAUGCGGACAGCCAGGACGGCAAGGACACCCCCACCACCGCGCGGCACGCCCUCAUGUCCCUGCACCACUGCUGGGUGCUCAACGCCGGGGGCCACUUCGUGGACGAGAACGGCUCCCGCCUGCCUGCAAUUCCCCGCGCCGCUGCGAGCCAACAGCCUGAGGCCGGCACCGCCCACGUCAGCGACAACCUGAAGGACGCCAGCGAUGUCCCGAUACAGUGUGAAGUCUCUCCCCUCGUCUCCUACGCGGGAGAAGGACUGGAGAGUCACGUGGCCGACAGGGAGCUCCGCGCCCCUCUGGUCAUCGACGAGCACGGUGUCCACGAGCUGGUGAAGAACGGGCUCUGAGGGGCCGCCUCCCCGGCCGCCGGGACCCCCAGUGCCCCUCCCGGCCAUCCCACUCCAGCAAGUACGUCCAUGUGGCUGGACUUGAGAAAGCAUUUUCAUGAUUCUGCACUCAUUGAAGGUCUUAUUUAUGUUUCCCAAUUCGACAGUGUUCUCCAAGCCCAGGAGAACGUCAGCGUGGAGACGGUCAGGGCACACGGUGACUCUGUGGGGCUGGGGGCGUCCGGUCCACGCUCCACUGUGUGGUCGUGUGCACUGCCCACGCAGAGAGGUUUCUGCAGCACCAGAUGUUCGCUUUGUCUUAUCAAAAGUAAACUUUCUAAAGGAACAACUGGGCAGUAAAAUAAACUUCUCUUUUUGUU
This is a messenger RNA of Artibeus jamaicensis (Jamaican fruit-eating bat), 2188 nucleotides long. RefSeq names its product UDP-N-acetylglucosamine pyrophosphorylase 1 (gene UAP1). Gene Ontology annotation, molecular function: UDP-N-acetylglucosamine diphosphorylase activity. The record is from RefSeq and is a predicted model, not a curated record. Gene Ontology annotation, biological process: UDP-N-acetylglucosamine biosynthetic process. The transcript has 11 exons. Bases 261 to 1829 code for a protein of 522 amino acids. Lineage: Eukaryota; Metazoa; Chordata; Mammalia; Chiroptera; Phyllostomidae.